Messenger RNA from Dioscorea cayenensis subsp. rotundata (Guinea yam), 828 nucleotides. RefSeq lists its product as uncharacterized. NCBI's taxonomy places the organism in Eukaryota, Viridiplantae, Streptophyta, Magnoliopsida, Dioscoreales, Dioscoreaceae. The record is from RefSeq and is a predicted model, not a curated record. The coding region runs from base 1 to 828 and encodes 275 amino acids. The transcript is spliced from 2 exons.
AUGGCUCACCAUCAUCUCCUCCCAUUAAUCCUUCCCCUAGUUCUUCUCAUCCUACCAUCAUCUACUCAUGCAACAACCAAAGCCAUGUUCACGGAGCCCCUCCAGUUGCUCUUCGGCGGCCAAAACCUCACCGACGGUGACCUAACUUUAUCCCUAUCCAACGACUGUAGCCUUAUACUCUACAAAGACGGCAUCCCUGCUAAAGACUUCAACACCAGCACCACCACCUCAAGCUGUGCCCUCUUGGUCACCCAAAAUGGGCAACUUGAUCUCGUCCCUGAUAAUGAGCUCACCCCCACUCAAACCAUCGGCAAGAAGACCUACCCCGGCCGAUAUGCUUUGCUAUUCAUAAACGGCAACCUUGGUAUCUUCGGUCCUGCCAUGUGGGACAAUGGGUCCACAGAUUACAUUCUUUUCUCUGGUAACUAUGUCACUGGCAGUGGGAAUGGUGAUGUUGUUAUUGCACAAAACGGCAAGGUUUCAACUGUUAUUACUAAAAAAUGUGCACUCGCUGUGAAGGAUGAUUCUGCUAAUAAGACUAUAUGGCAUUCAUGGCCAACGAGUGAUGAACCAACAGAGUGCUUCCUUGAGCUUAAGUCUAAUGGACAGCUUCUUCUUCAACGGUAUAAUGAAUCUGGGGUUGUUACACAGUGGAAAGGUGGAUAUGCAGCGAAAGAUAAUCUUUAUGUUUGUCUUCUUCGGUAUUAUGGUGGGAUUACUAUUUAUGGACUUAAGACUUGGCUUUAUCAUGAUGGUUCUUCUUCUUCCUCUGCUGCUGCUGCUGCCGCCGCUGUUGUUGCUGAGAAGAUUAAGAUGGUGACUGCUUAG